Lontra canadensis (Northern American river otter) is the source of this 5117-nucleotide messenger RNA. Its product is annotated as zinc finger protein 420-like. Lineage: Eukaryota; Metazoa; Chordata; Mammalia; Carnivora; Mustelidae. Gene Ontology annotation, cellular component: nucleus. Gene Ontology annotation, molecular function: RNA polymerase II transcription regulatory region sequence-specific DNA binding; DNA-binding transcription repressor activity, RNA polymerase II-specific. The transcript has 6 exons. The record is from RefSeq and is a predicted model, not a curated record. The coding region runs from base 428 to 3844 and encodes 1138 amino acids. Gene Ontology annotation, biological process: negative regulation of transcription by RNA polymerase II.
GAAGGCAGCUGCUUAACCGACUGAGCCACCCAGCUACACUGGUUUGUGAUGUUUCUUGAUCACAUGCGGACUUGAUGCCAGCUAUAGAGUUAAUCUUGGGUCCUUGGAGGCUGUGCAAGAAAUUCUAGUUCCUUGGUGCUUGGAAUUUCGGUGGGUUGUGCAAGAAGUUCUGGUUCCUUCGUACCCAGGGGUUGCACAAGAGUACUCCUUUUUUCUGAAAAAGAGGGCAAAGUCAGUCUGGGCUCAAGGAAAGGUUUUGUCCCUUUUCCUUAUGCUUCUUCAUCCCUUACCAGUUAAUGGACUUGGCUUAUACAGGUGACCAGAGACUAAGGGAAGAGCUCAUGUUGGACAACUCAGUUUAGUCCAAGGACUGCACUUCUCCAUGAGGAGAAGCCAGAGGAGGACUCAUAAGUUGCAAUUCUAAGCCAUGCCUUGUAGAUUGGUGUUGUUCAAAGAUGUGGCCAUAGACUUUUCCCAGGAGGAGUGGGAGUGCCUGGACUUGGAACAAAAGGACUUGUACAGAGAUGUGAUGUUAGAAAACUAUAGCAACCUGGUCUCACUGGCAGGAUUUUCCAUUUCUAAAGCAGAUGUGCUUUCCUUAUUGAAGCAAGGGAAAGAGCCCUGGAAGGUUGUGCAGGAUGUGUCAAGAAGUCAGAGUUCAGACUGGGAAUCCAGGUGUGAGACCAAAAAGCUGUCCUCAAAGAGAGGAAUUUAUGAAAUUGAAUCAUCUCAAUGGGAGAUAAUAGAACAGCUUACAAGACAUAAGUGUAAAAGUUUUCGAGAUUAUAGGGAAUGCAAAGACCAGGUUGAAAGCCAAUUAGGAAAUAAAGAGGGACUUUUCAGGCAACUAUUAAUCACUUGUAAAGAAAUUCCCAAUUUUAGCCAGACCACAUCCCUUACAUUAAAACGAAGAAUUCAUUUUCCUGAGAAAUCCUAUGAAUGUAAAGCAUGCAGAAAAUACUUUAUCCACAGCUUUCAACUUACAGAACAUCAGCAAGAUCAUUCCAAUGAAAAAUUCUAUGAAUGUAAAGAAUGUGGAAAGGCCUUUAUUCAGAGCUCAGAACUUAUUUAUCAUCAGAGAGUUCAUGUUAAGAAACCCUAUGAAUGUAAGGAAUGUGGAAAAACCUUUAUUUGUGCCUCACAGCUUACUUAUCAUCAAAGAGUUCAUACUGGGGAGAAACCUUAUAAAUGUAAAGAGUGUGGGAAGGCCUUUAUUCGUGGCUCUCAUCUUACCCAGCAUCAAAGAAUUCAUACUGGUGAAAGACCCUAUGAAUGUAAUGAAUGUGGGAAGGCCUUUUUUCGUGGCUCUCAACUUACUUACCAUCAGAGAGUUCAUACUGCAGAGAAACCCUAUCAAUGUAAAGAAUGUGGAAAGGCCUUUAUUCGUGGCUCCCAACUUACGGAACAUCAGAGAAUUCAUACAGGUGAGAAACCCUAUGAAUGUAAGAAGUGUGGGAAAGCCUUUAGUUAUGGCUCACAGCUUACUCUACAUCACAGACUUCAUACUGGCGAAAAACCCUAUAAGUGUAAAGAUUGUGAGAUGUCCUUUAUUCGUGGCUCCCAACUUACUGAACAUCAGAGGAUUCAUACAGGUAGGAAACCACAUGAAUGUAAGCAAUGUGGAAAGACCUUUAACUAUGGCUCACAGCUUAUUCGUCAUCAGAGGAUUCAUACUGGUGAAAAACCCUAUGAAUGUCAAGAAUGUGGGAAAUCAUUUAUUCGUGGCUCACAACUUACCGAACAUCAAAAAAUUCACACUGGUGAAAAACCUUUUGAAUGUAAGGAAUGUGGGAAAGCCUUUAUUCGUGGCUCACAUCUUACUCAGCAUCAGAGGAUUCAUACUGGUGAAAAACCCUAUGAAUGUAAAGAGUGUGGUAAGGCCUUUAUUUAUAGCUCACAAUUGACUCAACAUCAGAGAAUUCAUACAGGUGAGAAUCCCUGUGAAUGUAAGCAGUGUGGGAAGAUCUUUAUUUGUGCCUCACAACUUAAUCUACAUCAGAUUUCUCACUCUGGUAGGAAACCAUAUCAAUGUAAGGAAUGUGGUAAAGCUUUUAUUCGUGGCUCACAGCUAACUUACCAUCAGAGAGUUCAUACUGGUGAGAAGCCCUAUGAAUGUAAUGAAUGUGGGAAAGCCUUUAUUCGUGGUUCACAUCUUACUCAGCACCAGAGAAUUCAUACUGGUGAGAAACCAUACAAAUGUAAUGAAUGUGGGAAGGCCUUUAGACGAGCCUCACACCUAACUCAACAUCAUAGCAUUCAUACUGGUGAAAAACCCUAUGAAUGUAAGCAAUGUGGGAAGGCGUUUAGUCGUGAUUCACAGCUCAUUCUUCAUCAGAGACUUCAUACUGGUGAGAAACCCUAUGCAUGCAAGGAAUGUGGGAAGGCCUUUACUCAGAGCUCACAGCUUAUUUUACAUCAUAGAAUUCAUACUGGUGAAAAACCUUAUAAAUGUGAAGAAUGUGGGAAAGCCUUUAUUCGUAGCUCACAACUUACCCGACAUCAAAAAGUCCAUACUGGUGAGAAACCUUAUGAAUGUAAAGAAUGUGGGAAGGCCUUUACUCAGAACUCGCAACUUACUCUGCACCAGAGACUUCAUACUGGUGAGAAACUCUAUGAAUGUAAAGAAUGUAGAAAGGUCUUUACUCAGCUCUCACAACUUAUUCUACAUAAGAGAAUUCACACCGGUGAAAAACCUUAUGAAUGUAAGGAAUGUGGGAAAGCUUUUAUUUGUGGCUCACAGCUUUCUCAGCAUCAGAAAAUUCACAAUGGGGAAAAGCCAUAUGAAUGUAAGGAAUGUGGAAAGGCCUUUAUUCGUGGCUCUUUGCUUAUGCAACAUCAGAGGAUUCAUACAGGUGAAAAGCCCUAUAAAUGUGAAGAAUGUGGGAAAGCCUUUAUCCGUGGUUCACAACUUACUCAACACCAGAGAAUUCAUACGAAUGAGAAGCCUUAUGAAUGUAAGGAAUGUGGAAAGACCUUUAGUCAUGGCUCACAGCUUACUCAACAUCAGAGAAUUCAUACUGGUGAGAAACCCUAUCAGUGUAAGGAAUGUGGAAAGGCUUUUAAUCGUGGCUCACUCCUUACUCGACAUCAAAGGAUUCAUACUGGUGAAAAACCCUAUGAAUGUAAAGAAUGUGGGAAAACUUUUAGUCGUGGCUCAGAACUUACUCAGCAUGAGAGGAUUCACACCGGUGAGAAACCUUAUGAAUGUAAGGAAUGUGGGAAAUCUUUUAUUCGUGGCUCACAGCUUACCCAACAUCAGAGAAUUCAUACUGGUGAGAAGCCGUAUGAAUGUAAAGAGUGUAGAAUGGCCUUUACUCAGAGUUCACAUCUUUCUCAACAUCAGAGACUUCAUACUGGUGAGAAACCCUAUGUAUGUAAUGAAUGUGGGAAGGCCUUUGCUCGUGGCUUACUACUUAUACAGCAUCAGAGAAUUCAUACAGGUGAGAAACCGUAUCAGUGUAAGGAAUGUGGGAAGGCCUUUAUUCGUGGUUCACAACUUACUCAACAUCAGCGAAUUCACACUGGAGAAAAGCCUUACGAAUGCAAGGAAUGUGGGAAGGCCUUUAGUCAUGGCUCUCAACUUACUUUACAUCAGAGAAUUCAUACUGGUGAGAAGCCCUAUGAAUGCAAAGAAUGCAGGAAAGCAUUUACUCAGAGCUCACAUCUUUCUCGACAUCAGAGAGUUCAUACUGGUGAGAAACCCUAUCAAUGUAAGGAAUGUGGGAAGUCCUUUACUCGUGGUUCACAACUAACUCAACAUCAGAGAAGUCAUAUCAGUGAGAAAUCUUUUGAAUAUAAGGAGUGUGGGAUAGAUUUCAGUCAUAGUUCUCAAGUUUAUAUAUGAAUUACCUGAUUCUUUAUGAUUAAGAUAGCCUUCUCUGGUCACUAAUCCAUUAUUAUCAAAGAAUUCCUAAAAUGUGAAUAUGGGAGCGUAUUUGCCUCAUAAAGUUCAGCAUCAGUGAAUUCUAAUGGGGGAAGAUAUUGUUAAUGUAAUCUAUGUAGAAAAACCUAUCAUUACUGGAAACCUAUUAAACUUUAGCUUAUAAUAAUAGAGAAUAAUUCUGUUAAUAUAGUAAAUAUAUUGAGGCCUCUGGCUGUAGAAUUUGUCUUUUCCAACAUUAUUUUGACUCUACCAGCUACUUUCCUUCGUGACAUUUAUAAUUAACCUCUGCUUUGGCUUAAUCAUUUGUAAGAUAGGCCUAAUACCUUCCUUGUAAGAUUCUUGGAAGUAUUAUGUGAGACAUUUCAUGUAAAGUUCUUAGAGCAGUGCCUUGAACAAGCAUAGCACAAGUAUUAGCUAUCAUUAUUACUAGUAUGAUUUUAGAGAAUUUGCAUGAGAAGAGGACACUUAGGGGUAUAAUGAAUAUUGAGAAAUCUUUCAUUAAUAUUUGACCCUGACUGUUUGAGUGGGGGCCACUGUAUGCUGUAAUGAACAUGAGAAAGCUUUCAUUCACAUCUUAUUCCAUAUGCUAGAAGAGGAAAUUCAUACUGUUGGGGGUUGGGGGGAGAUAAAAAUUUGUAGAUUUAAUCAGUGGAUUGUUGAAGAGAGGUAAAGUGAAUUGUAACAAGGUCCAAAAAUUCAUAUGUCCUAUCAUUUUUACCAUAAUUCAAGAAUAUUAUUUAAGAAAUGAAAAACAAUGGCUAGCCAAAAUAAAAUUUCCUACUAGGAAAUUUCUAAAAACUUGAAUGUACAGCUUUUUAAUUAAACUAAAAAUAAACUGAUAUUACUAUUUUGCAGUGAAACAUGACAUUCUGUCACAGACUGCUACUUCCCUACCCAAUAUCCAUUUUUCCUUUAGAAUUCUUGGCUGAAAAAUGAUCUCAGCCUCUUUUGCAGCUCAGCAAGAUGGAAGUGGUAUUUGUACAUGUAGGACAUUUAAGAAUACCUUUCUCUCUCUGCAUUUCUUUGUUUCCCUGCCUACAAUGUGGACAUUUAGUUUACAGCUCUGGUGAUUUUAUGGAGAAUUUGAAAAUGAUUACCUGGGUACUAAGGAUGAUGGAGCAGAAAUACAGAAUGAGUCUACACCUGUACUGAUUUUUUGGAACAGUUGUACCAAUUCUGGUCUGUCUGCCUCCUGUAUUUCUUUAUAUAAAAUUCAAAUAAACUUAUUUGUUGA